Molecule: messenger RNA, 6415 nt
Organism: Symphalangus syndactylus (siamang)
Lineage: Eukaryota; Metazoa; Chordata; Mammalia; Primates; Hylobatidae
Gene: AUNIP
Product: aurora kinase A and ninein interacting protein
Biological process (GO): spindle organization
Cellular component (GO): centrosome; spindle pole
Source: RefSeq, a predicted model, not a curated record
GGGCCCUUGCCGGGGCGGGGCUCGCGCCCGCGGCGGUCGCGACGUAGCCCCGCCCCCAGCGUUGGCGCGAGAUUCGAACGUCGGCGGCCGCGGUUCUGGCGUUCCCUGAGGCGCCGGGAGCCUGCGCCGGCGUCCUGCGGGCUUCGUCUCCUCAGCGGCCAUGAGGCGGACAGGUCCCGAGGAGGAGGCCUGCGGCGUGUGGCUGGACGCGGCGGCGCUGAAGAGGCGGAAAGUGCAGACACAUUUAAUCAAACCAGGCACCAAAAUGCUAACACUCCUUCCUGGAGAAAGAAAGGCUAAUAUUUAUUUUACUCAAAGAAGAGCUCCAUCUGCAGGCAUUCACCAGAGAAGCAUUGCUUCCUUCUUCACCUUGCAGCCAGGAAAGACAAAUGGCAGUGACCAGAAGAGUGUUUCAUCUCAUACAGAAAGUCAGAUCAACAAAGAGUCCAAGAAAAAUGCGACCCAGCUAGCACACAAUUGCAUGGCAUCCCCUUUAGCCACUUCAACCACUGCAGACAUCCAGGAAGCUGGACUCUCUCCUCAGUUCCUCCAGACUUCUGGCCACCACAGAAUGAAAACCUCAUUUUCAACUGAGCUAUCUGAUACUCUAGACUGUGCUGGAGAGAGUAAUACCCCACUGGCUUUUUCCUUCACCGAGGAUUUGGAAAGUUCUUGUUUGCUAGACCAAAAGGAAGAAAAAGGGGAUUCUGCCAGGAAAUGGGAAUGGCUUCAUGGGUCUAAGAAGAACUAUCAGAGUAUGGAGAAACACACCAAACUACCUGGAGACAAAUGCUGUCAGCCCUUAGACAAGACUAAAUUGGAAAGAACGGUGUCUGCCAAAGAAAACAGGCAGGCCCCUGUCCUCCUUCAAACAUACAGGGAAUCCUGGAAUGGAGAAAACAUAGAAUCAGUAAAACAAAGCCCUAGUCCAUUUUCUGUGUUUUCCUGGGACAAUGAAAAGAAUGACAAGGACUCCUGGAGUCAACUUUUCACUGAAGAUUCUCAAGGCCAGCAGGUCAUUGCCCACAACACCAGAGCUCCUUUUCAAGAUGUAACCAAUAACUGGAAUUGGGACUUAGGGCCGUUUCCUAGCAGUCCUUGGGAGUGCCAGGAUGGGCCAACUCAAAAUCUGAAGGCUGAUUUGCUCUUUACCCAGGACUCUGAAGUCCAAGCUCUAGCUUGUCAGCAAGACUGUUGCAGAAGAUCUAUCCUUAAGAGGCAGAAACAUCUGCGGUGAGGAAGGCAGCUAUUGAAGGUAUUCCAGGAGCAUGAGACUGAGUUUGCAGAGCUGAGGGUUGUCAGUUUCCUUUUCUACUGAUAUCUUCUUCCUUUAGAGCAAACUUCCUCCGUAGGACCUCAGAGAUAAGCACAGCAGGGUCUUCCUCCUUCAAUAAACUCCGGUUCCUAGAGACACAAUAAUAGCUUGAGUACUUAGUGCUGUAUAUCUUUGAAUACAUUAUCUCAAUGAAUCCUCACAACAAGUUAUCUGAUACAUCAUAUAAGAGGGUCCUAGAUACCUGGAAAAUAGUUGCUUGAAAUCCUAGUGAACUUAUAUAUUCAUCAUGAAGGUGUUUUACUGGUGAUUAAGCUAAAUAUAAGAGCCAAGACUGACUAUUCAACUGUUGUGGGAAGUCAGGGACCCCAAACGGAGGGACCGGCUGAAGCCAUGGCAGAAGAACGUGGAUUGUGAAGAUUUUAUGGACAUUUAUUGGUUCCUCAAAUUAAUACUUUUGUAAUUUUUUUUUUUUUUUUUUGAGACAGAGUCUUGCUCUGUCCCCCAGGCUGGAGUGCAGUGGCGCAAUAUCGGCUCACUGCAAGCUCUGCCUCCCGGGUUCACGCCAUUCUCCUGCCUCAGCCUCCCAAGUAGCUGGGACUACAGGCGCCUGCCAACACGCCUGGCUAAUUUUUUGUAUUUUUAGUAGAGACGGGGUUUCACCGUGUUAGCCAGGAUGGUCUCGAUCUCCUGACCUCGUGAUCCGCCCGCCUCGGCCUCCCAAAGUGCUGGGAUUACAGGCUUGAGCCACUGCGCCCGGCGUACUUUUGUAAUUUCUUAUGCCUGUCUUUACUGCAAUCUCUAAACAUAAAUUGUAAAGAUUUCAUGGACACUUAUCACUUCCCCAGUCAAUACCCUUGUGAUUUCCUAUGCCUGUCUUUAAUCUCUUAAUCCUGUCAGCCAAGGAGGAUGUAUAUCGUCUCAGGACCCUGUAAUAAUUGUGUUAACUACACAAAUUGUAUAGCAUAUGUGUUUGAGCAAUAUGAAAUGUGGGCAUCCUGAAAAAAGAACAGGAUAACAGCAAUUGUUCAGGGAAUAAGAGAGAUAACCUUAAACUCUGACCGCUGGUGAGCCGGGCAGAAGAGAGCCAUAUUUCUCUUCUUUCAAAAGCAAAUGGGAGAAAUAUCGCUGAAUUCCUUUUCUGAGCAUGGAAUGUCCCUGAGAAAGAGAAUGCACACCUAGGGGUAGGUCUCUGAACUGGCCCCCCUGGGGCGUACCUGUCUCUUAUGGUCGAGAUUGCAGAGGUGAAAUAAACUCCAGUCUCCCAUAGCACCCCCAGGCUUAUUAGGAAGAGGAAAUUCCCACCUAAUAAAUUUUGGUCAGACCAGUUGAUCUCAAAACCCUGUCUCCUGAUAAGAUGUUAUCAAUGACAGUGGUGCCCAAAACUUCAUUAGCAAUUUUAAUUUUGCUUCUGUCCUGUAGUCCUGUGAUCUCACCCUGCUUCCACUUGCCUUGUGAUAUUCUAUUACCCUGUUAAGUACUUGAUGUCUGUCACCCACACCUAUUCGCACACUCCCUCCCCUUUUGAAAAUGCCUAAUAAAAACUUGCUGGGUUUUGUGGCUUGUGGGGCAUCACGGAUCCUACCAAUGUGUGAUAUCUCCCCCGGACGCCUAGCUUUAAAAUUUCUCUCUUUUGUACUCUGUCCCUUUAUUUCUCAAGCCAGUAGACGCUUAGGAAAAUAGAAAAGAACCUACGUGAUUAUCGGGGCAGGUCCCCCGAUAUUAAACCUUCAAAGCAAAGACAAGAGGAACUGUGUUUGGUUGGUGACGUAUCUGAACCUUUGCUGACUGGGGUACUUUCCCAUUCUUAUUCACUGACCCAGCUCCUUCUGAUCUGAGGACACAAGUGGGAGGAGGGGGCUAGCAAUAAGGGUCUUGAAUCUAAUUUGGUCCAAAAGGCAAGUAAGAGAAAGUUUGAGAGUCAACCUAUAAAACAUUGUGUUCAGAAGAAAACAGCUCAGAGAAGACCAAAAGCAGCAGCAACUGAAUUUGGGAAUGUGGAAGACCAAAGAGAUAUGGGUGAGUAUGACCAACCUGACUAGGGCCAGUGAAGGAAGGUUAAGAGUGACUUCCCUAAAUGGGUCAACUGCCAGGAAGCAAUGAGGGAGUCACUUAGCCUGGUCUACUUUUCAGAGGGAAAUGGAUCCCAGGAAACAAAAAGGGAUCCAGGGCAAGUAACUUUCCCUUUAACAGGACCUUUAUCAACUCAAGAGAAGACCUCACUUCCCUGUCCCCAAAACAGUUUUUCAUCUGCAUUAACAGAGCUGCACAAGCUGGGUGCUGGCCAUCAAGGUCUGGCUCUCAAAUGCCCAGGAACCUGCAUUCAAACCAAGCUCCUCUGGUAAGUCCUGUGCAGCUGUUGAAACCGCAACCUACAACUGGAGAAACACUAUGCAAUGGGGUGACUCCCUGAGGCUUCUUUGCCAGAUGAAGUUUUUCAAGGUGCUGGGACUGCAGACGGAGUCUCGCUCACUCGGUGCUCGGUGUUGCCUGGGCUGGAGUGCGGUGGCGUGGUCUUGGCUCACUGCAGCCUCCGCCUCCCAGCCGCCUGCCUUGGCCUCCCAGGGUGCUGGGAUUGCAGCCUCUGCCCGGCUGCUGCCCCGUCUGGGAGGUGGGGAGCGUCUCUGCCUGGCCGCCUAUCGUCUGGGAUGUGAGGAGCGCCUCAGCCCGGCCGCCACCCCGUCUGGGAAGUGAGGAGCGCCUCGGCCCGGCCGCCCGUCGUCUGGGAUGUGAGGAGCGCCUCUGCCCGGCCGCCCAUCGUCUGGGAUGUGAGGAGCACCUUGGCCCGGCCGCCCGUCGUCUGGGAUGUGAGGAGCGCCUCGGCCUGGCCGCCCGUCCGUCGUCUGGGAUGUGAGGAGCGCCUCUGCCCGGCCGCCCCGUCUGGGAUGUGAGGAGCGCCUCUGCCCGGCCGCCCGUCGUCUGAGAAGUGAGGAGCGCCUCUGCCGGGCCGCCCGUCGUCUGAGAAGUGAGGAGCGCCUCUGCCCGGCCGCCACCCCGUCUGGGAAGUGAGCGCCUCUGCCCGGCCGCCCCGUCUGGGAAGUGAGGAGUGCCUCUGCCCGGCCGCCCCAUCUGGGAAGAAGUGAGGAGCGCCUCUGCCCGGUCGCCCAUCAUCUGGGAAGAAGUGAGGAGCGCCUCUGCCCGGCCGCCCAUCAUCUGGGAUGUGAGGAGCACCUCUGCCCGGCCGCCCAUCAUCUGGGAAGAAGUGAGGAGUGCCUCUGCCUGGCCGCCUCGUCUGGGAUGUGAGGAGCGCCUCUGCCCGGCCGCCCCGUCUGGGAAGAAGGGAGGAGCGGCUUUGCCCGGCCACCACCCCAUCUGGGAAGAAGUGAGGAGCGCCUCUGCCCAGCCACCACCCCGUCUGGGAAGAAGUGAGGAGCGCCUCUGCCCGGCCACCACCCCAUCUGGGAAGAAGUGAGGAGUGCCUCUGCCUGGCCGCCACCCCGUCUGGGAAGUGAGGAGCACCUCUGCCCGGCCGCCCAUUGUCUGGGAAGCGACGAGCGCCUCUGCCCGGCUGCCCAUCGUCUGGGAUGUGAGGAGCGCCUCUGCCCGGCCGCCCCGUCUGGGAUGUGAGGAGCGCCUCUGCCCGGCCGCCCCAUUUGGGAUGUGAGGAGCGCCUCUGCCCGGCCGCCACCCCGUCUGGGAAGUGAGCGCCUCUGCCCGGCCGCCCCGUCUGGGAAGUGAGGAGUGCCUCUGCCCGGCCGCCCCAUCUGGGAAGAAGUGAGGAGCGCCUCUGCCUGGUCGCCCAUCAUCUGGGACGUGAGGAGCGCCUCUGCCCGGCCGCCUCGUCUGGGAAGAAGUGAGCGCCUCUGCCCAGCCACCCCGUCUGGGAUGUGAGGAGUGCCUCUGCCCGGCCGCCCCAUCUGGGAAGAAGUGAGGAGCGCCUCUGCCCAGCCCCCCCGUCUGGGAAGAAGUGAGGAGCGCCUCUGCCCGGCCGCCCAUCAUCUGGGAUGUGAGGAGCACCUCUGCCCGGCCGCCCCAUCUGGGAAGAAGAGAGGAGCGCCUCUGCCUGGUCGCCCAUCAUCUGGGAAGUGAGGAGCGCCUCUGCCCGGCCGCCUCGUCUGGGAAGAAGUGAGCACCUCUGCCCGGCCGCCUCAUCUGGGAUGUGAGGAGCGCCUCUGCCCGGCCGCCACCCCGUCUGGGAAGAAGUGAGGAGUGCCUCUGCCCAGCCACCACCCCGUCUGGGAAGAAGUGAGCACCUCUGCCCGGCCGCCUCAUCUGGGAUGUGAGGAGCACCUCUGCCCGGCCACCACCCCAUCUGGGAAGAAGUGAGGAGCGCCUCUGCCCGGCCACCACCCCGUCUGGGAAGAAGUGAGGAGCGCCUCUGCCCGGCCACCACCCCGUCUGGGAAGAAGUGAGGAGCGCCUCUGCCCGGCUGCCCCAUCUGGGAAGAAGUGAGGAGCACCUGUGCCCGGCCGCCCAUCAUCUGGGAUGUGAGGAGCACCUCUGCCCGGCCGCCCCGUCUGGGAAGAAGUGAGGAGUGCCUCUGCCCGGCCACUACCCCGUCUGGGAAGAAGUGAGGAGCGGCUCUGCCGGGCCACCACCCCGUCUGGGAAGAAGUGAGGAGCGCCUCUGCCCGGCCACCACCCUGUCUGGGAAGAAGUGAGGAGCGCCUCUGCCCGGCCACCACCCCGUCUGGGAAGAAGUGAGGAGUGCCUCUGCCUGGCUGCCCGUCGUCUGGGAUGUGAGGAGCGCCUCUGCCCAGCGGCCCCAUCUGGGAGGUCUACCACGGAGGCCAGAAGCAAUGUGGGGGCUGGACGUGGUGGCUCACGCCUGUAGUCCCAGCACUCUGGGAGGCCGAGACGGGGUGAUCACUUGAGGCUAGGAGUUCGAGACCAGCCUGGCCAACAUGGUGAAACAUAUGAAAAAUACAACAGACAAACCAACCAACCAACCCAGCGACAACAAAACAGGUCUACCCUGGAGUCAUACGCUAAUUUUUUCUAUUUUCCUCCCUUUCUGAUCCUUUAUCCCACUUUCUUUUUCUUCCUCUUCCUUCUUCUUCUUUGUCAAAUAGAGGAUUGAGUUAUUAUCAUUGAUCCAUACAAAGUCCCUCUCUCAUUUAUUUUCUUUAAUUAAUUCCCACCCCCCAUUUCUAUUCCCCGUCUUCCCAUGUGCAACCUUCCUAAUAUAUUUGAUAUGCAUCUU